Messenger RNA from Alosa sapidissima (American shad), 563 nucleotides. RefSeq names its product fatty acid binding protein 6, ileal (gastrotropin) (gene fabp6). NCBI's taxonomy places the organism in Eukaryota, Metazoa, Chordata, Actinopteri, Clupeiformes, Clupeidae. Gene Ontology annotation, cellular component: cytosol; nucleus. Gene Ontology annotation, biological process: fatty acid transport. The record is from RefSeq and is a predicted model, not a curated record. Gene Ontology annotation, molecular function: fatty acid binding. The transcript is spliced from 4 exons. The coding region runs from base 85 to 480 and encodes 131 amino acids.
AGUUUCUCACUGUUUUACCUCACUCACUCAUCUGAGCCCUCGCUUUUUCUCAAGCACUUGUAAUCCACCUACGCAAGAUCUACAAUGGCCUUUUCCGGCAAGUAUGAGACUGAGUCCCAGGAGGGAUACGAGGCCUUCUGCAAGCUUUUGGGUAUUCCCGAUGACAUCAUUGAGAAAGGUCGGGAUUACAAACUGGUGACUGAGGUGGUGCAGAACGGUAAUGACUUCACCUGGACUCAACACUACCCUAACAACCACCAGGUCUCCAACAAGUUUGUCAUCGGCAAGGAGUGUGACAUGGAAACUAUUGGUGGAAAGAAGUUCAAGGCCACAGUUACCAUGGAUGGGGGCAAACUUCAUACGCAGUUUCCCAACUACACUCACUCAACUGAGAUCAGUGGUGGAAAGCUGAUUGAGAUAUCAACAGCCACAACAGCCUCAGGCCCUGUUGUACUGAAGAGAGUCAGCAAGAAGCUUUAAUUCAUAUUACAGUGCCACUGUUAUGCUGUAUACAAUUGCUAACCUCAAACUUGAACUAUGAAAUAAAAUGCAACAUAACUUAA